Amorphotheca resinae ATCC 22711 is the source of this 401-nucleotide messenger RNA. RefSeq lists its product as hypothetical. The record is from RefSeq and is a predicted model, not a curated record. NCBI's taxonomy places the organism in Eukaryota, Fungi, Ascomycota, Leotiomycetes, Helotiales, Amorphothecaceae. The transcript has a single exon. Bases 144 to 377 code for a protein of 77 amino acids.
CCUCCUGACGACUCGGGGAUGCGCUCUCCUGAGUCCUGCUUUACAAGCCGGUAGCACAGCAGAAGCCUGUGACUUCACCGCUGCUUCUCUCUCUCACCUGUUCCGACUUCCGAGGCAUCGAGUCUUGACUCUUAGGACAGCACAUGGACCAGGGCCAGCCGUCUGAGAAGUCCGGAAGGGACCGAUGGAGAGGUGCAUUGUGCUUGGGCAAUCGGCGGCGACGUCCUGCUCACUGGGGCAUCUUCGGGCUAUUACUGGCCAGCGGUACGACUGAUCAUUGUGCUCUCACUUCUCUGGUCAUCGGCAGGCUGGGGAAAAUGAUAUCCGCCGGGUCAGGGGUAGGUCACGUGGUCUUCGAGAAGGAGAUAUCGUGCUAGCCAUGAAAGGGCCAGGAUAACAAC